Messenger RNA from Cyclopterus lumpus (lumpfish), 2030 nucleotides. It is a transcript of the gene nr0b2b, whose product is annotated as nuclear receptor subfamily 0, group B, member 2b. The transcript is spliced from 2 exons. Gene Ontology annotation, cellular component: nucleus; cytoplasm. Gene Ontology annotation, biological process: negative regulation of transcription by RNA polymerase II; circadian rhythm. Gene Ontology annotation, molecular function: transcription corepressor activity; transcription factor binding. NCBI's taxonomy places the organism in Eukaryota, Metazoa, Chordata, Actinopteri, Perciformes, Cyclopteridae. Bases 1230 to 2015 code for a protein of 261 amino acids. The record is from RefSeq and is a predicted model, not a curated record.
AAGCGACAAAAUAAGAUUUUAUUUUAAAUAUCCUUUUAAACCACAUUGUCAUUUUUAAUAUACCAUUGUAUAAUUGAUGUAUUCAUAUACUUUUGCCCUCGUGAGUUGAUAGCCACAGUAAUAUUCAGAGAUACAGCUUACUUUUUUAUUUAUUUGAACAACUAACAAUUUAAAAUGAAAAUAAUAAUCUGCUUGCCUUCAUGUCAGAAUGGCUAUUUGAAAGGUUAAAGGUAGCUUGAUUAGUAGAAUACAAUUCUGAAAUGACUACUGACGUUUUGAUUUGUAUUUCAUUAUAAUAUAAUAUAUUAUGAAAUACAUAUACAAUAUAAUGUAUGCCUUAAAAUAGGCUUUUGUUUUAUUAAUGUAUUUUUAAAAUUUUUGACAACAAACAGUUUAUCUUGCCAUACCAGGACAAUGAUCGUGACACCUGUUGGCCCAAGACAAUGUUGGUGUUUUUGCCUGAUAUGGCUUCUUUAAAGGCUUCACAGGUAAUAGGCUACUUUCCAAAGACAACAUGUUGUAUAUUCAUAUCUUGUAGCCUGAAUUACAAUUAUGGAUGCCAUCAACAAAGGCAGCUGUGUGGUUUGUACCAGUUUAACAGUUAUGUCAAAGAAUACCUUUUAAAAAGCAAAGAAUACCUUUUCAGAUGUUACAAGUAUUAUUAACAUUUGAUGUGUUAGAACGUGAUAUCCAUAGUUGCUACUGGACGAGAGUUAACUGCUUCAUCUACAGGGGAAUUUCCAUGAAUGGAUUCCACUUUAAUUAACAUGCUUUUGAGGCGUUCCCAAAUAGUUAGUUGCCUAUAUCCGGUGCAAGAUGCUCAUAACAGAACAUCUCAUGUUAUAACAGUCAGGUUAACCUUACUUAUCAAUCCAGAAUUUGUACCAGUGACCUUUCAUGCGGUUCCAGGGUGUAACUGGGACACGGGUCAGGUGGCAUCCUGUGCGUUGACCCCGUCAGUCCUUGAUAGACUGGGAGAGGCUGAGUUAAUGGCUGAAGUAAACAUGAUAAAUGUCAUUCACCCCGCCAGUCUGUAUUUCCCUUCCAUGUCCCGCCGCGGAGUUUAACUAUAGCCUCAUCGCCGCCACGUGAAGAGGACUCACAUCCGUCUGCAUGAAAAGUCCAGGGUCACUUUUUCCGUAUGCCACAUCAUGGAUAAACACAGUCGGGCCUGAGCUUGUGGAGUCCACUGGAGUCAUCCUGCGGAUACUUUUUUUUCCCUUGACACAAUGAUUCCUCUGGAAGAGAUUACACACCACUCUUGCUCUGGCUACCGGGAUCGUCCUGCUCACACUAUCCUUUACAACAUCUUGAGCGGGAGCGAGAGUCGCUACCUCAACGGCAAACUGAACCGCGACGCCACAGCACACAACUGCCACUGUGAGCAGAGGCGGACGGUUUGCCUGAAGGACCCGAAGGCCACCGGUCAAGUGGCCUCCGCCGUGCUGGUCCACACCGUCUGCUUUGUGAGAGGUUUACCAUCCUUCAGUCAGCUUCCAUCAGGAGAUCAGUCAUCUUUGUUAAGACACUGCUGGGUUUCUCUAUUUGUUCUGGGGCUCGCCCAAAAAAAGAUAGUCUUUGAGGUGACUGAAGUGGCGAAUGCAAGUAUCCUUAGAAAGAUUCUGCUUGGACCAGGACUCACUGGAAACGAGGCUGACCUACCAACUCUUGCUGAAGUUCACAACUUGAGAGCUUGCUUGCACAAGCUGUGGAAUCUGGAUCUCGGUCCAGUGGAGUAUGCUUACCUAAAAGGGGCAUUGGUGUUUAACCCAGCUGUUCAGGGAUUGAGCGCCUUGUGUUUCAUUGAAGGCCUCCAACGGAAAGGUCUUGGAGCUCUUCAAGAAGUCCUCCACCGCCUGCACCCAGAGGACGCCGCUCGCUUCACUCACGUCCUUCUCGCAGCCUCCACCAUUCAGACUGUCAGCCACGGCCUGGUCGCACAGCUCUUCUUCAAGCCAGUAAUUGGCAACACAAAUAUGUUCCAUUUAUUAACAGAGAUGUUGUCUGUGCAGUGAGAUCCCAGUGAGGAA